Molecule: messenger RNA, 3400 nt
Organism: Acanthoscelides obtectus
Lineage: Eukaryota; Metazoa; Arthropoda; Insecta; Coleoptera; Chrysomelidae
Source: the annotation of a GenBank genome assembly
AUGCAGUUAGAAUCUAGCCUUCACGCCAAUCACUACUUGUAAUUUUGGGAAUACAAUAUUUUUUAAAAAGGCACGCAAACUCGAAAUAUACUAAGUGACAUAUAAAUCCGAACACCCAGUUUAAAUGGUUUGAUUUUAAUAAAAGUUGGUGAAUGUAUUUAUCUUACUGUAAAUAACAAGUGAAAAAAAUUUCAGCCUUAUCAGUUGGACAUUCCGGUUUUUAUACUGCUUUUUUUUAAUCCACUAACGCUCUAAAAAUGAAUAUUUCAGCCGCAGUAAAGAAUCAACGUUGGCGGAUUUUGGUUCUUGACAUCCUUUACGAUCGGUUACGAUGCCUAGAGUACGGAGACCUGUACGAUUUCGUCAACUUAGUGAGUUUGAUAGGGGCCGUAUAGUGGGACUUCGGGAAGCUGGACUUUCUUUUCGGGCAAUUGCAGUUAGAGUGCAAAGAAGUGUAGACACUGUGGUUAGGUGUUGUCAGGCAUGGCUUCGAGAAGGCCGUACGCAAAGAGCAAGGGGCACUGGACGCCGCCGUAGAACAACAGACCGUGAAGAUCGCCGCCUAAGAUUAUUGGCCUUAAGGGACCGUUUCUCCACUACCAGGUCCAUUGCAAAUGAAUGGUUUGCAGAACACGGAAGACCUAUUGGCAUGCGAAGUGUUUACCGACGAAUGAGAAGUUUUGGCUUGUUUUCAUACCGGCCACACUGGGUCCUCCCUUUAACUCGAGAACACCGACGUAGUCGCCUUGAGUGGUGCAGACAACAGUCACUCUGGGAUCAGGAAUGGAACAGUAUUGUCUUUAGUGACGAGUCUCGAUUUUGUUUAGGCAUGCACGAUGGUCGUGCCAGGGUUAGGAGGCGACGUGGUGAAAGGAGGAAUCCACAGUUUUUUGUUGAAAGACAUGUUCAUCACACUGUUGGAGUUAUGGUUUGGGGUGCUAUAGCUUAUGGUUCCAGGUCACCUUUAAUCUUCAUCAGAGGUAACAUGAACGCGCAGCGUUAUAUCCACGAAGUUCUAGAACCCCAUCUUUUACCCUAUCUUGACACCCUGGCAGAUCCAACUUUCCAACAAGAUAAUGCCCGACCACAUGUUGCAAGAGUCACAAUAGACUUCUUUCAACAUAAUGAUGUCACAUUGUUACCAUGGCCACCAAGAUCUCCCGACUUAUCCCCAAUUGAGCACGUGUGGGAUAUGAUGGGUAGGAGAGUGCUCAAUUUGCAACGUCCUCCUCAGACUCUAGAAGCACUUCGAGAGAAGUUGGUGGUUGCCUGGAAUGAGAUACCACAGGAGGACAUUGACCACCUGAUCAGAAGCAUGCCUACAGUAUAUUCAGAUAAGAGAUAGACCGGAUGUAAACAAAAGGUUCGGGUGAUUUUCACGCUAACGCCACCGUCUCGACGUAAAACAGGAGCCCUCAUUGAUCAAUUCGCAAUUAAAUGCCUAUGCCGAGCGGCAGAGCAGUCGUAUCAAGGCAGAGUCACAUUCAGGUUCAGACGUGUUACGUAUGUCGUGUACAUCAUUGCAAUUUGAUAUUUCUUUGGACGUUUUCGUUUGUUAUCUUAUUAAGUUGUUGAGUUUGUCGUUGUUAUUGUUAUACCUUGUUAUUGAUUGUUAUUGUUAUCAACUGCUUGCGCAAAAUGCCCAGUAGUACAGAUACUGCCGAUGAAGUUGUAAACUCCUGUAGUCCACCUAGGAAGCGCUCUAAAAAAAGACACCUGAGUGCAGAAAUGAAAGAGGUCAUUUUGAAUAUAUAUAAGAUCGAGCGCGAGGAGAACGAGGCAUCAACCAUCAAAGAAAUUGUUGUGAAGGUUUCUCACAAAGUUGGGGUGUGUCGCGCAUCAGUGUUUAAUGUGUUAAGACAAUGCAAAAAAAAAUCACACCUUUUCUGAACCAAUGACCAGUAAACAUCGCAAAAGUAUUGUUAAAUCAUUGGAUGAAGCUGAUAAGCAUGCGAUUAGGAGGAAAGUGCAUGAAUUCUUCUUUAGGAAUGAAAUACCUCCAGUACAACCUCGAUAAUCCGAAUACAUGCUAAUCCGAAAUCGCGAUAGUCCGAAAUAAUUUCGUUCCUCGACAAUCCGAAAUCCCUGUCGAACUUCUCAGUACAUAGGCUGUUAGUUUCGACUCGUCGCAGAAUAUGGAGUUGGGAGGUCAACCAUCACAGAUAUAAAGAAAAAGAAGACCCAAAUUGCUGAAUACAUGAAUUCUCAUCAACAACAAACAACACAUCUGACUUUGAAGACGGCCAAGCACCCCAAUGUAGAGACGGCGUUGUACACGUGGUUCCUGCAGCAGAGGACCAAAAAUGUGAACAUUUCGGGCGAAAUCCUGCAAGAAAAGGCGAAAUUUUUUUACGAAGAAAUUACGGGACGACUUUGCGGCAAGUUCUGGUUGGUUGGAUAAUUUUAAAAAGCGGUUUAAAAUUCGUCAGUUAACCGUUACGGGAGAAAAACUUUCGAGCAAUUUUGCAGCAGUUGAUCCAUUUCAAAAACUAUUUCUAAAUAAAGUGCGGGAAAUGAAUUUGGGUCCGGAACAAGUGUAUAAUGCCGAUGAAAGUGGGCUAUUUUGGCGGGCGCUACCCAAUAAGACAUUAGUACAUAAAGACGGAGACUCAGCUCCGGGACGAAAGAUAAGCAAGGAUCGGCUUACUUUCAUGCCAUGUGCAAAUGCAUCCGGAUCUCACAAAUUAAAGCUGUUCACAAUUGGAAAAGCUGCCAAUCCUAGAGUAUUUAAAAACUGUCGAAAUAAGUUGCCCGUGAUUUACAAAAAUCAGAGAUCUGCUUGGAUGAAUCAAGAACUUUUCAAGCAAUAGUUCCAUGAAGAGUUCGUUCCCUCAGUGCAAGCUCAUUUAAAGCAGGAGGUUUACCUCCUCGUGCUCUUUUGCUGCUGGACAAUGCACCUAGCCAUCCCGAACAAAAAGAACUGCGGAGCAGAGAUGGUCUAGUCUGUGUCUUAUAUUUGCCACCAAAUUGUACCCCAUUGUUGCAGCCGAUGGAUCAACAUGUCAUUCAAGCUAUUAAAAUGCACUACAGGAAGCAGCUUCUUCUUCAUUUAAUUGCUGAUGAUACCGAACCUGCAGAAGCAUAAAAAAGUUUCAAUUUAAAAAAUGCAAUUUUUAAUCUCCACACGUCGUGGGAGAACGUCAGCACUGAAUUAAUAAAAAAAUCAUGGAAAAAGCUUUGGCCUUUAAAUAUCCAUGAAAAUUUGGGCGAUGAAUACGAUGACGAAGAAGACUUGAUGCCAUUAGCAGAACUAAGGAGAAGAGCGAUAUCAGAUGAGCGAGAAUUUGAAGAAAUGACGGUUCUGAUGAAUGUCAUCUCAUCAGGACCGGAUCUUGCAGCGAAUAAAGUUAGAACAUGGGCCUUGGGCGACGCAGCUGAAAAUGAGCAAAUAACAUUUUCU